UCAAACCGGUUCCGAGUUCAAACCACCUCUCCUCCGAGGAAAUAAUUCUCUACACAUCCUCACCCAAAUCAACACCUCGUCUUUCAUCUCCCUCCUCCGCAGGAAUCUCAUUCUUCUUCUUCUUUCUCUACUUAAGACGAUAGUAAUCGACAUCAAAAGCACAUGGCACCCACGCAAACCUCCCGGAAAAGGUACAGCGGCCCUGACGACGACUCCCCUGCCACCAAACGCCAGGCACGAGGCACCACCACCACCACCACCACCAGCACCACCUCCACCAGCAACGGCCACGACGACGACUCUUCCCCGGUGCAGCUGCGGUGUCUGAUUGCAACUCGCGAGGCGGCGGCGCUGACGACGGGGAAAUUGGCGGACGAGGCGGCGGAGAUCAGUCGCGGUUGCGGUGUGCAGCUUGCGUAUAGUGAUGAUGUUGCUGGGGCGGCGGAGAGGGUGUUGACUGUUUCUGGGAGGGCGAAUGCGGUUGCGAAGGCCUGCUCGGCACUCGCGCUCCAGCUCUCCUCCAAACAAUCCCCCGACACCACCACCCUCUCCCUCCGAACAAUCAUCCCCCACAAACUCCUCCCCUCCAUCCUCGACCCCUCCACUCUUACCCCCUCCGGCGCCUCCCUCUCCGCCUCCUCCACCUUCCUCCCUCUCUCAACCGAACGCACCCUCCUCAUCUCCGGCUCCGCCCCCGCCCUCGCCGCCGCCCUAACCGACAUCUGCUCCUCUCUAGCCGACCAGUCCGACCGCAUAUCAACCUCCUUCCUAGCCCAGUUCUACUCCCCCUUGCCAAUGUACGGCGUCUACGCCCGCCCGGCGCACUGGCGCAUGUCGGUCCAGAAAGGCGUCGCGACGCCGUUCAAUCCCUACGCUCUCGCGCCAACCGGUUUCUCUGCCGCAGACUACGCCGUCGCGACUGGCGCCUCCCUAACCGCGCAGGCAGCCGCCGUAGCAGCCACCACCGCUGCUGCUUCAGGCUCCGGAGCACAAGACACCGCCGCGGUCGACAGCGCAGCGCGUGCGCAACCCGUCCCGAGCGUGCAACCCGCGCAAUCAGUACAAAGCGCGCAGCAACAAGCCCAGCACGCACUUCCAGGCCAACCACUGACGCAGCAAAUCUUCAUCCCGAACGACAUGGUCGGCGCCAUCAUCGGCAAGGGCGGAUCGAAGAUCAACGAGAUCAGACAGUUGUCCGGGUCGUCGAUUAAGAUUAACGAGCCGCAGGAGAAUAGUAAUGAGAGAUUGGUGACGAUUACGGGGACUACGGAGUGUAACCAAAUGGCGCUGUAUUUACUCUACUCCCGACUCGAGAACGAAAAGCACCGCUGAUAACCUUCGAACUUGCAGGUUCUUGCAAGUUCUCGACGCGAACAGACUCCGCUGUAUCUGAUUUAAAUUUCACGAUGAGUGGAUGUACAUUAGCAAGCUGUUAUGGAAAUUUAAUCUCGUGGUGCUGUAUCUAUAUUACAAGUGCUGCGUCGCUACUAUAUUCACUCCCACUUUCUAUCUAAUGAUCUCUAUCUAAUAAUCUAUAAACGGGUAUUAAUAGUAUUAUAACAAUCGCUGUAUACACACAACAACAAGCAAGUUUUAUAUAAAAAUCCAAACCAACGACGCAAAC
This is a messenger RNA of Myxozyma melibiosi, 1624 nucleotides long. RefSeq lists its product as uncharacterized. Gene Ontology annotation, biological process: regulation of gene expression. Gene Ontology annotation, cellular component: cytoplasm; nucleus. Lineage: Eukaryota; Fungi; Ascomycota; Lipomycetes; Lipomycetales; Lipomycetaceae. The coding region runs from base 163 to 1332 and encodes 389 amino acids. Gene Ontology annotation, molecular function: mRNA 3'-UTR AU-rich region binding. The transcript has 3 exons. The record is from RefSeq and is a predicted model, not a curated record.